UCACCAUUGCUAUGAUACUCGCCUGUCAGCCACAUUCAGAGCAGCAGCUAUCCAGUAAGGACGAACACAUCUUCAACUCUUGCCUCUUUGGGCGGCCGUUGGAUCGCAGUCCCGGGCCGAUUCUGUGUGUAAGAGCCCACUUAGUGUGGAGUCCGGCCCCCGGCUGCCGGACUGGCCCCACUUUUCCAGCUACCUUACCAAAGCUUUUGUGUGGCGACAGCACAACAAGGACCCUGCAUCUCCAAGACGAUUGGGAUGUCAUCGAGCCUCAAACCAUUUGUUCGCUUUGAUAAGAUAAGCCCAAGGCUCCAUUUGACCUUCGACCAUCCCUCAUCCCUGCCCACCUGUCGUACACCUCCCGGUUUCCAACCUUUUGUAUUCAACCCAACCCACCCCUCGAUCGAACACGUUCGCACGCUUGCAAUUACAUCUCGAAUGCUGCUCGCUGCUCGCCAGCGUCACGGCUGAUUGAGACAGCGCGCCGCUCUCGCUGGAAUGAGAAGACUAGUUCCCCGAUUGCUCAAAGCCCCGACAACACACGCGCGAUUGAGGGCGGCGGUUCCGGCGGCCCUGGUCCUGCGAUCACCAUGGCCCCCUCGUCCGAAGUUUCCGACAUUGCUACAUGAGACGCUGCCAACGCCGAGUCAGCGGGCGACAUUCCGGACUGCGGCUCCGUUGCUGUAUUCGACGGACAAUAAUGACACAAUUGCUGGCGAGACUGUUGCGACGACGACCGAAUCUACCUCCUCCGCAUCUUCCUCCGAAGAACCACCACCUCCGCUGCCGCUGGAUGAUGACGGCAGACUGGACCCGUCGGUUUUCCCGAAACUGCCGUUUUGUUUCGACACGGGGAUUGGGCUCUUCGCCAAAAGAACACCAAGGCCGUUCCCGCCGCCGUUCUUGUCGCCUCCCUCGGGGUCGUUUAGUGAUCCCCUUAGCACGCAUGAUCGAAGUCGGGAUAGGAGGAAAGUGUAUGUGAAUGGGCAUUUGAUUCAGGGGUAUACCAAUGGGGAUGAUGCUGUUUUUGCGAGCAAGUACUUUAUUUGCGCGAAUGAUGGGGUGGGCGCUUGGAGUAUGAGGCCGAGGGGGCAUGCUGGGUUAGAUUUUUAUUUUUUUCUCUUUUUUUCUCACCCACAUGCUUUCUUCUUGGAGUCCAAUCUGACAGACAAACAUAUCCAGUCUCUGGGCCCGGUUAAUCUUACAUUUCUGGGCGACGAAUAUAUUCCAAGACGCGGCAAGUCAUAGCCAGAGAGACUACCACCCCGAUCCUGUAUCCUACCUCCAGCACGCGUACGAGCAAACGGUUGAGGCGACUUCGGAACCGAACGACUGGCAGGGAACGACCACGGUGGCUGGCGCACUGCUUCAUUUUCGGAAAAAUUCCGAAACGGGCGACCCUGAACCACUGGUGUAUGUCACCAACAUAGGAGACUCGCAAGUGAUGGUUGUGCGCCCGUCAACGAGGGAAAUGGUGUUUAAAUCUAAGGAACAGUGGCACUGGUUUGAUUGCCCUAGGCAGCUUGGUACGAACAGUCCGGACACGCCGGUGAAUUGUGCCGUGGUGGACGAGGUACCGAUACGGGAAGGGGAUGUGGUGCUCGCAAUGUCGGACGGAGUGAUUGAUAAUCUGUGGGCGCAUGAGAUUGUGGAAAAGGUUAGCGAGAGCGUGGAACGGUGGGAGAGGGGGGAGGGGAGGGAGGAAGGGAUUGUGGAGGGGGAGGAUGGGAGGGAUAUGAUGGGGUUUGUGGCGGAGGAGCUGAAGGAGGCGGCGAAGGUGAUUGCUCUUGAUCCUUUUGCGGAGAGUCCGUUUAUGGAGCAUGCCAUCGAGGAGGGUUUGGCUAGUGGGGGUGGAAAGCUUGAUGAUAUCAGUGUUGUUGCGGCGAUGUGCAGGAAGAACAAGGGGUGA
Molecule: messenger RNA, 1906 nt
Organism: Podospora pseudopauciseta
Lineage: Eukaryota; Fungi; Ascomycota; Sordariomycetes; Sordariales; Podosporaceae
Exons: 2
Coding region: 1442-1906 (154 amino acids)
Biological process (GO): protein dephosphorylation
Molecular function (GO): protein serine/threonine phosphatase activity
Source: RefSeq, a predicted model, not a curated record